Molecule: messenger RNA, 999 nt
Organism: Corylus avellana
Lineage: Eukaryota; Viridiplantae; Streptophyta; Magnoliopsida; Fagales; Betulaceae
Product: cold shock protein 2
Molecular function (GO): zinc ion binding; nucleic acid binding
Source: RefSeq, a predicted model, not a curated record
CAAUGACGCAAUGACGCCCAAGGAAGACUUGUUGAGAGCUGAGCAAGCAGAACGCGAAGUCUGGCACACACUCACAUUUCCUCGAUGGCAAACCGGUGCUAAUAGAAGCUUCUAGAAAGAGAAGAGACUUCUUCUAGAAGAUUCUAGAUCAUUUGCGAAUGGCCCAGACCAAGCGAUCCACGGGUACGGUGAAGUGGUUCAGCGCGCAGAAGGGGUUCGGGUUCAUAGCCCCGGACCAGGGUGGCGAGGAUCUCUUCGUCCACCAGACCUCGAUCCGUUCCGACGGGUUCCGGACCCUGUCGGAGGGUCAGCCCGUGGAGUUCUCCGUCGACUACGGAGAGGAUGGGCGCGCCAAGGCCGUCGAUGUUGCCGACAUCGGUAGAUCUCUUCGCCCGGGGCCUGGAGGGAGGGGCAGAGGUGGUAGUUUUGGCAGAUAUGGUGGUGGUGGACCUGGUGGUGUCGGUGGUUAUGGAAGGUUUGGUGGGCAGAGAGGUGGAAGGAGUGGUGGAGGCUAUGGCGGUGGUGUUGAGUGUUACAAUUGUGGGCGAGUUGGUCAUUUGGCUAGGGACUGUUAUCGACAAGGUAGUGGCGGCGGAGGCGGAGGCGGUGGUAUGAACCGGAGAUACGGCGGUGGUGGCCGUGGAUACGGUGGUGGCGGCGGUGGCGGUGGAGGGUGUUUCAAUUGUGGGGAGGAAGGGCAUUUUGCGAGGGACUGCCCUAACGAUUAGGAUUUUGUGAAUGUGAAUUGGGUGUUCCUCGGUAAAUUGGGUUUGUUAAAAUUUUAUAUUUUUGGGUGCUUGGAAUCUGGAGCUUGUUCUUGGGUGUCGCCAAUUAUUGCUCGUUUUGGGUUUUUGGGAUAAGCUUGUUUAGCAAGGUUUGGUAAAUGUGAUUAAUUGUUCUCAUAAGAUAUAAUUUUUUUCUUCUUCCCUUGUUGGGUUUUCAUCGUUUCAUAACCUUUACAUGUUCAUUAUGGGAUUACUGAAAUGUAUUUUUGUUGAU